AUGGCGCUGCAGGCGGUUUACAAGAAGUUCCUCGCUGCGCCGAACACGUCGGCUCUUGCAGACGACGCGUCGCUGCACUAUGUGACCACCACUACCAGCAUCGUCGGCGCCACAGAAAUUAUCAAGCACCUCUCUACUGUGCGCAACAGGAUCAACAAGAAGAAGGAGGAUGCUCUCUCUGCGGUAGAGGGCGGCAAUGUGCUCGUAUUUGAGGCCGAGACUAUCCUCGAGUUUGUCAGCAGCGGCGGUCCCUAUCUCCCGGGCAUGGACGAUAACUUCCUUGCCGACCGUGUCGUCACACUUCCCAUUAUCCACAUUGUGACGUUCAACAGCGAUGGCAAGAUUACUCAGAUUCGCCAAAGCUGGGACCAGGGCUGUCUGCUCAAGCAGGUUGAAGUUAUAGGCCGUUCUGGCGCAAACUGGCCUAUUCGCGACGCCAAGGAACAGAUCAACCUGAUCACAAAAUGCGUUCAAGGCCAAGGCGCCGCUGCCGCUGCCACCCAAACUCUGCCUACUCGCUCGCGUGGUGGCUCAACCAAUGCCAUGCGCGACCCUCAUGCGACUCUGGAGCUGUUUGCGCCGCGCGAGGAGUUGGAGAGCACUCCUGCUACCGUCGUCUCUCCUUACGCGGGCCGUAGGCCCCGCCAGCGCUCCUUCACCGAGAUUCUCGGGGAUGAGCCCCAGGACCCCGAGUCUCCCACCGACGGUCGCAAUCGCUCUGAGUCCCCAAGCAAGGCCAGUGUUUCGCGUACGAGGCCCCGUCAGCGCUCUUUCACUGAAAUCCUGGGUGAUGAGCCCGUCGACGAGCCCGGUUCGCCUAGUGAGGGCCGUGGUCGUUCGCACUCACCUGGCAAGGUCAUCGCCCCUAAGGUCGGCGCUGGCAAGAACUUCCAGCCCCAGCGCAUCUUCGAUGAGGAAGUCGCUGAUGACACCCCUGAGACGCAUGAGAGGAAGCCGUCGGCCGGCCGGUUUGUGCGCCCGGAUCCUAAGAAAUACGAGCACUUCGACUUCGACGACGGUUCCGAGACCCCUGCACCACCAGCCCCGAAGCCGGCAACGGGCAAGAAGACGGUGCAUGAGAGCUCGUGGUCCUUUGAGGAUUUCACAACUCCCCAAAAGCCCAUUGCCAUGAAGGGCGGUCACCGUGCCCGCGACAUCCGUCACUGGGGCCCCGAUAACGAGCUACUUCCCAAUACCCCUAACCCGAAUGCUCCAGUGCCCAAACCCCGGCGUGAUAACGAGGCUCACUUCGAGUUUGUUGAUGAUGGGGAGCAGACGGAGGAGCAGAGAUCUCGCCCGACUCGUAGCAGCGUUCACAGCAAGCAUCUGUUCGAGAACCGACUGCCCAUCACAGAUGACGCUAAAGAUGAUGUCCCUGAGAAGCCUUCGGUCAAAGUCGCCAACGCAAAGGACCGUCUGAAGGACUUUGGUGCUCACUUUGAUUUGACCGAUAGCUCGCCGCACCACAACGGCACUUCCGAGCCUGCUAAGGUUCCUGAGCACCGCAAGAAGGCGGUGUCCAUGAUCCAGCCCAGCUGGGCGCCCCAUGAUGAGUCUCCGCAAAAGGAAAAUAGCAAGCCUGGAGGCAGGCUCGGCCCUGACGAGCACCGUAUCGCCAUUGGCGGCGAUGGCAUGGGUGGCAAGAAGGGUUCCAGUCGCGCCUGGUUUACCGGCGAGGAUGAAGAGCCUGCUCCGGUGAAGAAGAGUCGUGGUCCCCCGGCCAAGUCGGAUAAUUUUUGGGACUUUUAA
Molecule: messenger RNA, 1749 nt
Organism: Thermochaetoides thermophila DSM 1495
Lineage: Eukaryota; Fungi; Ascomycota; Sordariomycetes; Sordariales; Chaetomiaceae
Exons: 2
Coding region: 1-1749 (582 amino acids)
Source: RefSeq, a predicted model, not a curated record